Beauveria bassiana ARSEF 2860 is the source of this 303-nucleotide messenger RNA. RefSeq names its product dynein light chain type 1. The transcript has 7 exons. NCBI's taxonomy places the organism in Eukaryota, Fungi, Ascomycota, Sordariomycetes, Hypocreales, Cordycipitaceae. Gene Ontology annotation, cellular component: cytoplasmic dynein complex. Gene Ontology annotation, molecular function: dynein intermediate chain binding; dynein light intermediate chain binding. The record is from RefSeq and is a predicted model, not a curated record. Bases 1 to 303 code for a protein of 100 amino acids. Gene Ontology annotation, biological process: microtubule-based process; cilium assembly.
AUGGCGGAGAAGGGCCCCGAGACCCCUCUGAACAGGGACAAGCUGGAAGCUCAAAUCAAGUCUGCUGAUAUGACCGAUGAUAUGCAGCAAGAAUGUAUUGAAGUUGCUCAAGAAGCCAUGGGCAAGUUUCACGUUGAAAAGGACAUUGCACAACACAUUAAGCGCACGUUUGACGAGCGCAAGGGCCCUACCUGGCACUGCAUCGUCGGCCGUAACUUUGGCAGCUUUGUCACCCACGAGACCAAGCACUUUAUCUACUUCUACCUCGGCCACUGCGCCAUUCUCCUCUUCAAGACCCAGUAG